This is a messenger RNA of Cucurbita maxima (winter squash), 671 nucleotides long. RefSeq names its product protein translation factor SUI1 homolog 1. Bases 140 to 478 code for a protein of 112 amino acids. NCBI's taxonomy places the organism in Eukaryota, Viridiplantae, Streptophyta, Magnoliopsida, Cucurbitales, Cucurbitaceae. The record is from RefSeq and is a predicted model, not a curated record. The transcript is spliced from 2 exons. Gene Ontology annotation, biological process: translational initiation. Gene Ontology annotation, molecular function: translation initiation factor activity; RNA binding.
CCAUAUCCUUGAUUAAUUUUCUCAUUCCUCUCAUCAUUCUUCCUUUCUUGUUUAUUUGUUCUCGUUCGUGGAUUCUUGAUCUUUCGCAUUCUGAUUCGCAGUUGUUCAGUUUGGUUUAAGCUUCAUCCAAACAAAGUUCAUGGUUGAAUUAGAUUUCCAGAUCCCAUCUGCUUUCGAUCCAUUCGCCGACGCCAAGGAUUCUGAUGCCCCCGGAACUAAAGCUUAUGUUCAUAUCCGCGUUCAGCAGAGGAAUGGCAAAAAGUGCUUGACUACAGUUCAGGGUCUGAAGAAAGAGUUCAGCUACGAGAAGAUCCUGAAGGACGUGAAGAAGGAAUUCUGCUGUAAUGGUAACGUUGUUCAAGACAAAGAAUUGGGGAAGAUAAUCCAACUUCAAGGCGAUCAACGCAAAAACGUGUCUCAGUUCCUUGUUCAGGCUGGUCUCGUUAAGAAGGAUCAGAUCAAAAUUCAUGGGUUUUGAGUAACUUUCUGAUUGCUGUUUGAUGAAUUAUCUUUGAAGGAGUCUGUUGAUUUAUGCUUUGCUUUUGGGGUAUGUUCUGUUCUUAGUUUCUAAGAGUCGGUGUGUUUUAGUCUAUUUGUGUUGUUGUCAAUGGAUUCUGUGAUGGCGUGUGAUGGAAUUUUCUUAUCAAUAAAAUAUAGUUCGAUUCUGCGUA